Messenger RNA from Effrenium voratum, 2021 nucleotides. The record is from the annotation of a GenBank genome assembly. Lineage: Eukaryota; Dinophyceae; Suessiales; Symbiodiniaceae.
CACCAUGUUGUUUGGUCGUGACCAGAAAGCACCAGAUAGCCUUGCCUUCCGCGCCGCCUUCGGCGCGCGUACACUCGAUGAGCUGGCCACAGCAUGCCUGGCACCUGCUGGAGGCUGAAGAGGCCCCACUGACAGCUGCUUUGGCCUUGCUGCCCGGUUGGGCAUUUGCUGCAGUAUUCUUUAGUGCCUUUGUGACGGCAUUUGCCAUCAUAGCCUCCACACAGGCGCUGCUCUACUGGGAGACAAUCCAUUGGCCAUGGUCCAGGCUGAAGGUCUGCACCAAGAAGCUGUCCGCCAUGUGGGACCCGGCCUCGCUGGCGGCGAACAAGCUUCGGUACCAGGACCUUCAGCGUCGCGAGGAGGUGCUGCAGAAGAAGUUCCUCGAGAUUGUUGGCGACCGCAAAGUGGAUGAGAACUCUCCGUGGUCAGAGCACGCCGAGCUUUUGCGAGCGCUUUUGAAAGGCGGCUAUUUGAGCCUCGAGAGCAUCACUCGCCGCGACGGCAUGCUGGACUUCUUUGCGAGCCACCGCGUCCUGGCACAUCAGGAGUGCCUCUCCUGCUGUUUGGGCAUUCGCAUGACGGUUCACUACAACCUCUUUUGCGGUACAGUGCUCGCCCUCGGAGAUGAGCAUCAACGCCGUUGGCUCCAUGAGUCCCAGACUCGCGGGGAGCUGGGCUGCUUCAUGCUGACCGAGAGUGGCGCAGGGGUACUCAGCGGCUUGGUGGUGGAGACCACUGCAACCUUCCACGCAGAUGGCCAAGGUUGCUGGUUUGACCUUCACACGCCUACACCUGCGGCUGAGAAGACCUGGAUCUCCCAGGGUCUGGCGGCGGAGUGGGGCGUGGUAGUGGCAGAUCUGGUGGUGGAGGAAAAGCACCUGGGGCCCCACGUCUUCAUUUUGGACAUGCGAACGCCGGGCGUGCAUCGCGAGAGCAUGGGAGAGAAGACCAGCUUUAACGCUUUGGACAACGCCAAAGUGUCCUUCGACCAUGUGCAGCUGCCAGCCACCGCAUUGCUUUCCAAGCUUUGCCGCGUCCACGCGCGUUCGACAGCUGAUGGCUUCAAGGCAGAGUACUCCUUUACAGGCAAAAAGCCGCCCUCGUUUGUGCAGAUUGCUCAGCGACUGCUGUCCGGGCGGCUGUGCAUCUCUGACUCGGCCAUUGCUUACCUGGAAGGCGUGUUGCAUGUCACCCGGAAGUACACCGAGAGCCGCUUCGUGUGGGUAGACAAGGAGCGCAAGAUGCCGCUCGCAGAGCUUCCCUACAUGAGCAAGGUCCUGCGGAGUGUGGAGGUGGGCCUCAACGUGCACAAGGCCUUCCUGUUGCUGCUGCAGCAGGAAUUCGCCCAGGCCAUGGAGUCGGGAGACGAGCUGCCGCGGGCCUUGGUGACGCGCAUUGCGGCUGCCAAGGUGGAGGCGGUUGAAUUUGCCAUCAAGUCGCUGGCGCUCCUGCGCAGGGACGUCGGUGCCUUCAGCCUCCUGGCCACCUCGCCCUUUGGCGCCAACAACGACAUCCUGCUCUGCUGCCGCUUUGCGGAAGGUGACAGCCGGGUGUUGCAGCAGAUGCUGACGCGGGACUUGGUCAGGGCCCAUGCCAAGACCACAUCCGUGCUGCGGCUCCUUUGGCGGUUCCUACAGGACUGGCUGUCCGGGGCCUUGCACAGCCCAGCAAGGCUACGGUACCUUCGGGACCAGAAGCUUCUGCAGUUGCUGUGGCUCCUCACCAAGCUUCACCGCAGCUGCCAGCAGAAAGGCAUGACCAAGGCACAGGCGGAUACCGAAGCUUGGCUCCAGGCGGGGCAACUCAUCUACGACGUGGCGAAGACCCAAGCACAGCAACUGAUCCACGGCACGGUGGAAGCCGCCUGUGGGCCUUCCCUGGACACCCGACGCUUCCUGGAGAUGUGCAUCAGCGACUGCGAGGCGCGCCACGUGUACUGACCGAUGGCCGAAGACAGAACUCGAUGGAGCGGUCGAAUUUGUCAAGGCCUGCAAGUGGGGCACAGGCCGUGAACAGCGGAU